CGCCUCAAUUCCCGCCCCCGCGCCGGCCAAGUGUAAGAGGGUCGCGCACCCCAGUAAGAGGGAGCCCUGCGAGGCAGACCACAGCAACGCUCGAAGGGCUCCUGCUCGUGCUGCACCUGCUGAAGCCAUAGCAAGCAUGUUUUGGUCCCAGUGGAGAUUUGGCUCACUUGGUAGUAACACAAAAUUCCUGAAGACAAUUUAUUCUUCAACAAUCCUUGGACGCCCUACUUCUGCUAACAUGUCUUCAAAAUUCAAAAAUACAAAACGAAUCGAAGGACUUGAUGAAAAUGUAUGGAUUGAAUUUACCAAGUUGGCUGCAGACCCCUCUGUUGUGAAUUUAGGCCAAGGGCUUCCAGAUAUUUCCCCUCCUGUAUAUUUAAAGGAAGAAUUAUCAAAGAUCGCAGCAAUUGAUUGCCAGAAUCAGUAUACACGUGGCUUUGGUCAUCCAUCACUUGUGAAAGCUCUUUCUUCCCUGUAUGGAAGGUUUUAUAAAAAUCAAAUCGAUCCAAAUAAAGAAAUCCUUGUGACUGUAGGAGCAUAUGGAUCUCUGUUUAGCACCAUUCAAGGUUUAAUUGAUGUGGGAGAUGAAGUCAUAAUAAUAGUGCCUUUCUAUGACUGCUAUGCGCCCAUGGUGAGAAUGGCUGGAGCCACACCUGUUUUUGUUCCCCUAAGAUCUAAAUCUGUUGCUGGGGAAAAACGAUCUAGCUCUGACUGGAAAAUAGAUCCUAAAGAACUGGAAAGUAAAUUUAAUUCCAAAACCAAAGCUAUUAUACUUAAUACUCCACACAACCCCAUUGGCAAGGUGUAUACCAAAGAGGAACUCCAAGUAAUUGCUGACCUUUGCAUCAAAUAUGACACACUCUGCAUCAGUGAUGAGGUGUAUGAAUGGCUUGUGUAUACUGGACAUAAGCAUUUAAAAAUAGCCUCUCUUCCAGGUAUGUGGGAGCGAACAAUCACAAUAGGAAGUGCUGGAAAGACUUUCACUGUUACUGGCUGGAAGCUUGGAUGGUCCAUUGGUCCUCAUCAUCUGAUAAAACAUUUACAGACAGUUCAACAAAAUACCAUUUAUACUUGUGCAACUCCUUUACAAGAAGCCUUGGCUCAAGCCUUUUGGAUUGACAUCAAACGCAUGAAUGAACCAGAGUGUUACUUUAAUUCUCUACCUAAAAUGUUAGAAGUAAAAAGAGAUCGGAUGGUGCAUUUACUUGAAAGUGUGGGCCUGACCCCCAUAAUUCCUGAUGGAGGUUACUUCAUCGUUGCUGAUGUUUCUUCACUAGAUGCAGACGUCUCUGACAUGAAGAGCAGUGAGCCUUAUGACUAUAAGUUUGUGAAGUGGAUGAUUAAAAAUAAGAAACUUUCAGCCAUCCCAGUUUCAGCAUUCUGUAACUCAGAGAACAAAUCACAGUUUGAGAAGUUUGUGCGAUUUUGCUUUAUUAAGAAAGACAGUACACUGGACGCUGCUGAAGAAAUCAUCAAGGCCUGGAGUAAAAAGUCCUAAUCCAUCCACACCCGCUGUGUAGCAUUACUGUUCAGUGCUGCCACCUGCUGGAUACUUAGAGACAAACAUUUCCAUACAAAUGAAAUUGCAACUCUUCCAUUAUUUUUCCAGUGAAGUUCACACCACCAUUGAUAGUACUCAGGGAAUUUGAUUUCUUUGUGUGACUUGCUAGAUAGCAUAAUGAAUAAGAACAGGGAGAUGCUGAUUACUGCUUGAUUUGUUUCCUAAUCCUAACAAGGGUAUAAAAAUAGCACUUUAUAUUAAUUUUGUGGGGUGUUUGUCAGAAUGACAUGGGCUGACAAUAUGGGCUGGCAAUCAAUAAACACUCAACUGAUGUUAACCAGC
Messenger RNA from Sorex fumeus (smoky shrew), 1843 nucleotides. It is a transcript of the gene KYAT3, whose product is annotated as kynurenine aminotransferase 3. The transcript is spliced from 15 exons. Gene Ontology annotation, biological process: biosynthetic process. Gene Ontology annotation, molecular function: L-kynurenine:2-oxoglutarate transaminase activity; pyridoxal phosphate binding. Lineage: Eukaryota; Metazoa; Chordata; Mammalia; Eulipotyphla; Soricidae. The record is from RefSeq and is a predicted model, not a curated record. Gene Ontology annotation, cellular component: cytoplasm; mitochondrion. The coding region runs from base 137 to 1498 and encodes 453 amino acids.